CGACCUGACGCACGGUUUCUGUGGAGACACUUCUCAAGCGGAAUGGGGCGGGACGACCUGAGGGGACCGGCUUCGCUAUAUUGGGCCACAGGCGAGGCAGCCCGCCUUCCGUACUCCGGAUUGGCUGAGCUCCUGCCGCGCCCCCCUCACGCCGGCGGCUUUCGCACGAGAAGUGGGCCCAUUUCACCCCAGUUGUAGCCACACGUGCCCUCGCGGUGGGAGUGAGUGCAGUCCGGGCCGGCCAGAUCCUUCGUAGACCCAGGAGCAGCGCGGGCCUCUUCAACGGGAUGUGCAGAUGGAGGCCGGAGGAGACACUGCCGCCCCAGCCCCUGGGGAUGCGGAGGACUUGGAGGAGAUGCGGUUCCCCAGUGAGGAGGCUGAAGACGGUGGAGGGGUUCACAGGGACUUACCCGAUCCUGGAGAUGCAAGCUUGGAGAAAGCAGGAUCCAAGACCAAGGACCAGUCACCUAGCCUGCUGCUCCAGUCAGAGGCUCCAUCAUGCACCUGUGGGCUCUGGAGCCCCGCGGCCUCCGAGGGCAGUCCUCUGGGCUGCCCUGAGACUGGCUUAGGGGGCCCAGGCGGGGACCCGAGCGAUGAGGACUGGCGCAGCAAACGGAAGCACGUGUUUGUGCUGAGUGAGGCCGGCAAGCCCAUUUACUCGAGGUACGGCAGCGUGGAAGCCCUGUCGACCACCAUGGGUGUGAUGACAGCCCUGGUGUCCUUCGUGCAGAGCGCAGGAGAUGCCAUUCGCGCCAUCUAUGCUGAGGACCACAAGCUGGUGUUCCUACAGCAGGGCCCACUGCUGCUGGUGGCCGUGUCAAGGACUCCUCAGUCAGCCGCCCAGCUGCGUGGGGAGCUGCUGGCCGUGCACGCACAGAUCGUGAGCACCCUGACGCGCGCCAGUGUGGCCCGCAUCUUUGCGCGCAAGCAGAACUACGAUCUCCGCCGCCUGCUGGCCGGCUCGGAGCGCACCCUGGACCGACUUCUGGACAGCGUGGAGCGGGACCCGGGGGCCCUGCUGCUGGGCGCCGUGCGCUGCGUGCCUCUGGCUCGCCCGCUGCGGGAUGCGUUGGGCGCGCUGCUCCGACGCUGCACGGCGCCCGGCCUGGCCCUCUCGGUCCUGGCGGUGGGCGGUCACCUGGUGACAGCCGCCCAGGAGCGGACGGUGCUGGCCGAGUGCCGGCUGGACCCCGCCGACCUGCAGUUGCUUCUGGACUGGGUGGGGGCACCGGCCUUCGCCGCGGGGGAGGCCUGGGCGCCCGUGUGCCUGCCUCGCUUCAAUCCUGAUGGUUUCUUCUACGCCUACGUGGCCCGCCUGGACGCCAUGCCCGUCUGCCUGCUGCUGCUGGGCACCGACCCUGAGGCCUUCCAUGACAUGGCCACCUGCCGGCGCCUGGUCGAAGAAGGCAUGCACUCGCUUGGAGCCAUGCGUGCCCUCAGGGAGGCUGCCAGCGUCUCGAAUGCUGCAUCGGCCAGUGCCUCGGCCUACAGUGUGCAGGCUGUGGGUGCUCCCGGCCUCCGGCACUUCCUCUAUAAGCCGCUGGACAUCCCUGACCAUCACCGCCAGCUGCCCCAGUUUACCAGCCCCGAGCUGGAGGCCCCUUACAGCAGAGAGGAGGAGCGACAGCGCCUGUCUGACCUGUACCACCGCCUGCACGCCCGGCUGCACAGCACCUCCCGGCCACUGCGCCUCAUCUACCACGUGGCUGAGAAGGAGACCCUUCUGGCCUGGGUGACCUCCAAAUUUGAACUGUAUACCUGCCUCAGCCCCCUGGUGACCAAGGCAGGCGCCAUCCUCGCAGUGACCAAACUCCUGCGUUGGGUGAAGAAAGAGGAGGAUCGGCUCUUCAUUCGUUACCCACCCAAGUACUCCACACCCCCAGCAGCCCCCGUGGCCUCCACGGACCAAGCUUCCCACAAUGGCUUGUUUACUGGCCCUUGAGAGGCAGAGCUCCCAGACUGGGCAGUGUUGAGAACCACCACCUUGGGCUUUUACCUUCUGUCUUCACCCUGGAAAUGGGGCAGGGUUGGGGGGUUGGUGGCGGCAGUAUGUCUGUGUGUGCUCCUUCAGUCAUGUCCAAUUCUUUUGCAACCGAGCAGACGGUAGCCCACCAGGCUCCUCUGUCCAUGGCGUUUCCCAGGCAAGAAUACCCGGGUGGGUUGCUGUGUCCUGUGGCUGGUCCCUAUCUCCCUAGGCAGUGCAGCAGGAUCUGGGGGGCUGCCCACGAAAGACACAUGGGUGGCAGUGUGAUUGCACACAGGUGAGCAGGCUGCCUCCCCAGCCCCCUCAUGCCCCUCCACCUCUGGGGAAAUCCUUAAGACUCCCUCUCCCCCUCCCUCUGCCUUCAUCUCCUCCACUUGGAUGGUGUUCCAGCCUCUGUCAGGGACCGUCUCCUCCUUUCCUGGACAUCUCAUGCUCAGUCCUGCGUCAGGGGCCUGCCUCCUCCCUGGGAUCUCAGCCCAGAGUGUCUAGGGCUGGCCAAGGUCUCCCUUGGUGGCCCACGGCAGUUCUGGAAUUGGAAAUGUAGGACUAAGUCUGUGCCCUGAAAUGGCCUGAGGAUAUUUUAAAAGAAAAGAGAACUGCACAUAAAAGACCUAAAACCGAUAUCCACAAGGACAUUCCUUUGCCCUUCAUGUGCUUCAUCUUUACCCAGUAAAAAAAUGACCCCAUCAGUGCUGACUGCUGCUAAUAUUAAGAAGAAGGUGACCUCCAGCGUCUACCUGCCUAUGUAACCCGGGGCAAAGUACCUGACUUCACACAGUGACUGAGACCCAGAAUUUUUACAGAUUCACUUAGCUUCCAUGGCCCAUUCUAUUCAUUCAUGAGCUGGAGAUAACUAACCGCUCAUAAGCUGUUAAAAGGAUUUGUGAACGAAAGGGGACUGCACCACUUGCCUACUACCGCACAGCACCCGCACAGUUGUCCCAGACUUUGACAAGCCACACAACCCAAGCAAAGAUGAGAGGGAGACAGCAAGACCUGCCUGUAAUUUCUACGUGUGUGUGCAACACUCAACACCCCAACAACCAAGACCAUAGUCCUGCCUCGGGUUUCGCUAAGCUGGAGCUUGGAGCCUCGUGCUGCACGCGUGCGCUGUUGCACAGAGAUCUCUGGGUGGCCCACUUCGCUGAGCUGAUCACCCGUCGCUCUUCAACUGAUGUAUCAACCGAUGCGCAGAAACAGACUGGACGCAUGCGCACUGGACGCGUGCAUGCUGUACCGCCUUUCUGCCCUCGCGUGGUAUUGUUUUUCUUUUUUCUUUUAAACCAAUCACCAAAGCACACGCGUAUCAGCUGCGUGCUGGAAAAUGGCGGGGAAGCUGGAGCCUCGGGAAGUGAAAUCGCCGGAAGUCGUGGAGGACGGUGAAGGUAGUGAGGGCAUCCUCUGGCAUCCAGGGUCGAAAGGAGGGAACCUUCGUCCCCUUGCCCUAGUGCAGCGCGUAGUCACUCCGUCCUGUCCGAGUUUGCAACCCCAUGGACUGUCGCCCUCCAGACUCCUUCGUUAAGGGGAUUUCCAGGCAAGAAUAAGGGAUCUUCCCAACCCAGGGAGGAAACUCGGAUCUGCAUUGCAGGUGAAUGCUUUGCCGUCUGAGCCACCAGGGAAGCCCAUUGUCUCCUUACAAUAAUGAAAUACUGGUACCAGUACUACAAAAAAAAAUUAUUAAAAACUGCUGUACCACAAAGUGGAGAUAAAUAACAUUAUAGCCUCAGCAUCUAGAUUAACUUGUCAAUUUUAUUGGUUAUACGUGUGUUAAAUAGAUCGAAUACCUCAGUAUUCAUCUUUUCAAACAAUUAAGGGGCGGAUGAUCUCACAAAACCCACUCAAUUGCUGCCAUAUCUAAGAAAACUUAGCAUUAAUUCCAAUAUCAUCAUUUCACACCCUCCCAGCACAUGCCACACUUUGCAUGGACUCUUAAAUCUUAAUCGUGGAUGACCACUCUCAAGAGAGCUGCUUUUCUCCCGGGCAUUUUGUUAAUAAUGACGCCCCCACCCCAGUGAGGGGAAAGACAAAAUUGUCCUAGAGGGAGUUGGAAAUUGCAGUCUAGGCAAAAGAAGAAAAUUGUCUUAAGACAAUGAUCCCCCUGCUAUGCCACUAGCACUUUUUUUAAACUAUAAACAUUUUCAAAAUGUACCUAAGCACAGAAAAUAUAGUGAAUGCCCAUGUACCAGUCACUGUGUAUUAAGAGUUGUUAACUCUUUGCCCUCCUUUCAUCUAUCUCUGACCUUCCUACACACUCUUUAGACCACCUUACUGAUAAUAAACACUUUGGAUUACAUCUUUUCAAACAUAUCUGUGCAGAUGACAACAAUGAUUAUGUGCUUGAAUAUUGUCUGUCCUAGGAUGUGAGCUUUUUGAGAACAGACCAUUCAUUACCAUUUCCCCAGCACCUAAAACAGUGCCUACUUGGCAAAAGUAGGUGCUCAGUAAUUUUCUUUUUUUAUUGUAUGAAUAAUGAAAUAACACUGAGAGUUCUCUUAGAUUAUGGCCUCAUGUUGAGUGCAAGCUUUCAACAAGAAGAUGCCAAUAAAUUGCCCUUAUUGCACUUAGUAUAGCUGCCACCGUGGGGGGAAAGAAACCCUAGUAUUUUAAAAAUUUUUUUAAAAAAGGAAGUUAUGAUUAACUUCACCAGCAAUGGAGAAAAUUGAAAAGCAUAUCAAGUUGCCAUUUCUAAACCAUCCAAAUUGGCUUUAGAACAGGAAAAAUAUCUGCUAUUGAUUACUCUGGCAGAACAGGACUUCUUUUGCCUUGAUAGUAGAAGUGGCCAGCAAAGGCUUUGCUGGAGGCAGUUUAUCAGAAUAUGCAAAGCAUCUAAAAUGCUAUUUCUGAUCUUUGGUCGCCAUGCUUGAGAAUCAUGGAAUAUACAGAUGUGUGGACCAGGCAGGAUCAUUGGAAUGUUGUUGAUGGCAGCAAAACGCAGAAACAAUCAUGGAAAUGGCUAACUUUAAGUAUACUCACGCAUUAUGGAAUGCCUAUGUGGUGGACAUUUUUUUUUUAAGAGGCAGGAAAAAAUAAAUUUCAAUUUGAUUCAUUACAGUUAAUUUUAAAAGGAGAUUAUAUGAAUUCCCUGACAGUCCAGUGAAUUAGGACUCAGCACUUUAACUGUUGUGGCUAUGGUUCAAUCCUUAGUUGGGGAACUAAGAUCCUCCAAGCCGUGCAGCACGGCCAAAAAAAAAAGGGCGAACACCGUGAUUCGUUAACACAGAGUAAGCUUCAUAGGGAUCAUAUUCUUAUGAGGGAAAGCAAGUUGGAAUUAAGAAAAAGAGGCAGUUCAGUUAUACGAUUAUAGCUCUAUGUGUGUUAACAUAGAAAAAUGUCUGAAGGCUAAAGGCCUAACUGGUGACUCUGAACAAGGGACUUGAAUUUUGGAGGUUGUACAGAAGUGAAAGCAUUUUUUUUAAUUUUAAAGGAAAAUGCCAGUAGUACUGAAUAACUUUAAAAUAUAAGAGGAAAAACUGUUGAAUGGCAUCUGGGGAUUGUACAUUAAUAUUGGUCAAGUUAUUAACAUCUAUUUUGAUGGUUAUACUGGUAGAGUUCCCUUAUAAAUUAGAAAUAUGUACUGGAAUAUUAAUAAAUAGUGGGUUAUGAUGCCUGCAAUUUGUGUGCAGAAAUGCUCCCAAAUGUGGAAUCUGAUACAGGGGCAAAUAGCACUGUGGCCUAUUUCUGCAGUUUUCAUGUACGUCUGAAAUUUAUUUCAAAAUAAAAUGUUUCAAAGGGGCUCAUACUCCAUAGGCUAUUUUGUUUUGUCACAUUGAUUUUUUUUUAAUUUUUGUCAAGAUGUUACUUAAACUAUUUAAAAGAUUUACCGAUCACUCAUGAUCUUACUGCAUGACUAGGAUUUACCGAUCACUCAUGAUCUUACUGCGUGACUAGGACUAGAAAUGCAGUGGAGAGGAAAAAUGGAGCUUUCCCAGAAAUGGUUGAACAAGCCAGCUGAGAGAGACAUAUGGGGACAAUCAUGGGAAACCACAUGUGUUGUGGGUAUUUGGUGAUAUAAAUGAUCCAAUGAUUAGUGAUGACUGUUAAUCUUGGUGAGACUCUAGAACUGCAGUCAUCUAAGAAAAUGUCUUCUAGUAGUUGAGACUGUUUUUUUGAGACUCUUAAUUAAUUUCAUCUAGGGAUGAAAUGUCAUGAAGUCUGGGACCUACUUGAAAAUACUUCAGCACACACAUACACACACACAAUAGCUGAAGCAAAUAUCAGUGGAUAUUAAUGAUUGUUAGAUCUGGGCAAUGAAUAAACCAGAGUUCAUCAUGGUAUCCUAUCUAAUUUCAUGUGCAUUUGGAAAUCCUCAUAAUAUUAAAAACAAGUAAUCACAAACACCUCCCUUUAUUAUUAAAGUAGAUUUAAUUUUUUGUUGUUUUAUUCCAAAUACUAAGACUAUUUGAAGAACUUAAAAGUAUCCAGAGGAGACAUACCAACCAGUGAAACCAGAGAAAGACAGUAAGAUUUAGAGCUAAGAAGAGAAGGGAGUUGCAUUUAAUUUCACAUAUUUCUGUAGUGCUUGAAUGUUUUUAGAAUGUUAUUUGGGUAAGUGAAAAUUAAAGCAAUAGAUGCGAUAGUUCUUACCAAGCUCUAAGUGUCUUCCCCAAACUUGGAGUGACUUGGAUAAGGGACUGUUGGUGAGAGGAGACUUUUACUUUUUACUCCUUGUUCUUCUACAGUUGUUUAUUAAGUAAUUUAAAAAUUCAAAUGCAAAAUUAAAUGAAUACAUCUAAUAUAAGGAAAAAGGAUGUAAAGAAAGUGAACAUAAUACCAAAUAUUUCAGCAAAAUUUAAAAAGCUCAGGUUAACAGCCCCUGAUUUACAGCAUGAGUUUUAAUGGCUGCAAAGAAUUUUAGCCUAUGAAGGUGCUGUAAUCAACUAAGGUAUCUUUAAGUUGCCUCCAUAUUUUAAGAUUAUGGACAAUGAAACAGUCUUGCCCACCAUCCUUAAUUAUUUCCUAAAAUAAAUGCCUUGAGGUGGAAUUUCUGAUCCAGAGGAGUUGAGUAAGUUUUUGGUAUUUACUACCAGAAAGUUUGAAAUGAAAUACUGUUUUUGCCUAUACGAUUGGCAAAAGUGACAAAGGUUGAAAAAAUAUUUGAAUGAUAAGAGUGUGAGGAAGGAGUCUUCCAUGGGCCUCUAGGGGGAGGGCAACUUUAAAAUACCAGAUUUAGUUACAUGCCCCUUGAUCCAUCCAGUAGUCUUCUAGGAAUUCAUUCAGUAACAUUCCCAUGCAUGCAUAAAGAAGAAUGUACCAGGAUCUUACAUUAGAUUGAAUUGUGUCCCCUUAAAAUUCAUGUCCACUCGAACUUCAAUAUGUGACCUUAUUUGGAAACAUUUGAGACUCUGUUAAGCGUCGUGCAGAAUAAGGGUGUACCCUAAUCUAAUAACUGGUGUCAUUAUAAGAAGAGGGAAAUUUGGACAUACAAAGAUAGAAUUUAAGGUGAAAGACACAAAAGAAAGACCCACGUAGAGGUACUGUUAUGGCUUCUCAAGAAAACUAAUACAGGUAGUCACUGGCAUUAUUUGUAACAGCAAAAGCAGCAAUCUAAGUGUCCAUCAAUAGGGGACAACUUUAAAAGAUCAUUAGUAUAUAUAUAUUAUCAAAUAGAAAAAUGCAGGGACUUCUCCGGCAGUCUACUGGCUAAGUCUGCAUGUUCUCAACGCAGGGGGCCUGGGUUCAGUCGAUCCCUAGACAGGGAACUAGAUCUCAUGUGCCGCAGCUAAGAGUUGACAUGCUGCAACUGAAGAUCCUGCAUGCCACAACUUAAAAAGCAGAUGCCACAUGCCAUAACUAAAGAUCACAAAUGCUGCAAUGAAGAUUGAAGAUCCUGCGUGCCACAAGAACUGAUGCCAAACAAAUAAAUAUUUUUUAAAUAAAGGAAAGAUAAAACUGUGAAAUGCCAUUUAGGACAUGACACCAUCUUUAUCAGAAAAGUGGGCAUAUGCUUGUAUGUGAUUUGAAUGAUCACUGAGUAUACACAAAUAGCCUGUCAUGCAGGUGGCCUUGCAGAGGGUAACUGAGGAACUUAGGUCUUGAGGGAGGGACUUUGCACUGUAUACCAAAGUGGGUAAGCAUUUCUUCAUUUACUCUUUGGCUGUCAUAUGUGUUUUGUGAGCUUCUUUUCAUCUUCUCUGCUUAAUUUUUCUUGAAGAGCAAGCAAUGAGUCACUGGGAGUUGCCCCUUUGUCACUGAUUUUACAAGAGUUUUAAGAUGUUGGUAUUUUUGCUCUUUUUGUUGUUGUUAUAAGUAACACAGGCUCACUUUAAAAAGUACCUAGAAAUAUAUGUGGCAAAAUUAUGUUUGAAUCAAGACCUAAAUAAAGUCCAUUUUCAUUAGA
Molecule: messenger RNA, 8321 nt
Organism: Dama dama (fallow deer)
Lineage: Eukaryota; Metazoa; Chordata; Mammalia; Artiodactyla; Cervidae
Gene: MON1B
Product: MON1 homolog B, secretory trafficking associated
Exons: 6
Coding region: 296-1942 (548 amino acids)
Biological process (GO): vesicle-mediated transport; protein targeting to vacuole
Source: RefSeq, a predicted model, not a curated record